Aureococcus anophagefferens is the source of this 3177-nucleotide messenger RNA. RefSeq lists its product as hypothetical. Lineage: Eukaryota; Pelagophyceae; Pelagomonadales; Pelagomonadaceae. Gene Ontology annotation, biological process: proton transmembrane transport. The transcript is spliced from 2 exons. The record is from RefSeq and is a predicted model, not a curated record. The coding region runs from base 1 to 3177 and encodes 1058 amino acids. Gene Ontology annotation, molecular function: sodium:proton antiporter activity. Gene Ontology annotation, cellular component: membrane.
AUGGCGUCCAUCAUCUUAUUAUGCGCCCUCCCGGCCGCCGUGACGGCGUCGGGCUACGCCGAGAGCGUGGACCUCGUGGACAACUUCCGCUGGACCCAGGAGUUCGGGGACACGCGCACGCUCUACCGCACCCCCGACGCGUCGGCGAGCUGCCUCGCCUCCUGCGCCGAGGGCAGCGACAGCAUCGCCUGCGACACGAACGUCGAGAUGAGCCGCACCUGGCGGCGCGAGGCCCAGACGAGCAACUGGCACUGGGUCUACGCGGACCAGGGCGGCUGGCCGCGGGCCAACGGCGGCAGCAACGAGUGCCUGCGCGACCGCGAGGCGAACACGUACCCCGGCGAGAGCCCCGUGGACGUGGCCCCGGACACGGCGGCGGCGCUGGGCGCCGGCGAGGUCAACAUCUCCCUCGCCGGGUCCUUCGCCUCCGCGCGCGGGGGCCUGAGCGUCGGCAACAACGGCCACAACAUCAACGUGGAGGUCUGCGGCCGCAACGCGUUCGACUGCGCGGCCACCGCGGACUUCGGCCUCUGGCCCAAGACGCUGCGGGGCGUGCCGGGCAACGAGAGCGACACCUACUUCCUCCACGGGGUCCACUUCCACUGGGGGUCCGACCUCACGAAGGGCUCGGAGCACACGGCGUGCGGCUCGCCGCGGCCGGCGGAGAUGCACAUGGUCUUCAUCAACGCGCGCGCGGUCGCCGGCGACCGGUCCGACCCCGACUCGGGCACGCUGCUCGUGGUCCUGGGGACCAUGCUCACGGGCGGCGCGGCCGAGGACAACGCGGCCUUCGCGCCGAUCCUCGAGGUCGCGUCGGCCGCGUCCGGCACGGGCGCGGCGACCUACAUGAACACGUCGGGCACGCUCCAGUCGCCCGUGACCAUCGCGGACCUGCUCCCGGCGACCUACGAUUCCAAGUUCUACACCUACGCCGGGUCGCUGACGACGCCGCCGUGCUCGCAGGUCGUGACGUGGUUCGUCUUCGAGGACGCCGUGCGGCUCAGCGACGCGCAGCUCGACAUGUUCCGCGAGGUCCAGGAGGUCUGGCACGCGAACGCCUGGCAUUCCCACUCCUACAAGGCGCUCCUCUUCCCCUUCGUCGUGCUCGCCAUGGGCGCGUUCACGCAGCACGUCCUGUCGCGCUACGCGCCGUCGGUUCCCUACACGAUGCUCAUGCUCGUCGAGGGCUUCGUCGUGGACUACCUCGCGUCGCUCCAGAACGGCGGCGCCCGGUGGGGGGGCACGAACUCCAUGCAGCAGUCGCUGAAGAUGUGGGCCGACAUCGACGGCCACCUGCUGCUCUACGCGUUCCUGCCCGCGCUCCUCUUCGGCGACGCGAUGGGCCUGUCCGUGCACAUGUUCCAGCGCACGUUCUGGCAGUGCCUGCUGCUCGCGGGGCCGGGCGUCGUGCUCACGCGGCGCGCGGUCAUGUCCGACGUUAUCGGCCCGCGCGACUUCUUCUACUGCUUCGUGCUCUACGUGGUCAUGAUGGCCGUGCGGGCGCUCAUGGUGCUGGCGCUCUACCCGAUCCUGGCGAACAUGGGCUACGGCACGGACCCCAAGGCCGCGGGCUUCAUGGUCUGGGGCGGGCUCCGCGGCGCCGUCGGCUUGGCGCUCGCGGUCUACGUGAAGACGACGCUGCAGCAGAACGGCGACCCCGACGACGCCAAGGACGGGAAGCGCAUCCUGUUCCACGUGGCCGGGCUCGCGUUCCUGACGCUGACGAUCAACGGCACGACCGCGGGGCCGCUGCUCAAGCUCUGGGGCAUGGUCGGCCUGCCGGAGCUCAAGAAGCAGCUCGUCGCCAAGGUCCGGGAGCGCGUCGCGUCGCACGCGACGGCGGCCUACAAGUCCUCCUGCGUCAAGUUCGACCACGACGCCGUCGAGAUGCUCGACCACAUCUCGUCGCUGAAGCACCUGAAGGACACGGAGCACGCGACGCCGACGGCGCUCGGCGGCGGAGGCCACGGCGACUUCGAGGCGCCCAAGGAGGACCACGACGCGCACCACGUCUACUCCUGCGAGGAGCUGGAAGCGUUGUUGGCGAGCUUCGGCGCGGCGCCGAACCCCGAGGAGCUCGUGCUGCUGCGCGAGACGUUCUACCGCAUCGUCAAGAGCGAGUACUGGGAGAUGAUCGAGGACGGCCAGCUCCCGCGCAAGUCCGGCGCGACGCUCGAGCUCCUCAAGUCCAUCGAGGUCUGCCUGGACGACGUCGAGACGACGCUCUUCGACUGGGAGCUGCUGGCGCCGACGGUGAACCAGCAGAUCGGCGGCUCGGGGCAGGACGCGUUCUUCGAGACGCUCGACGACAUCCUGCCCGACUCCGUGACCAUCGACAACCAGCUCCACUACCUGCUCAACUACAAGAAGCACGAGAUCGUCUACUACGUCACGCGCGCGUUCAUCAACGCGCACCAGCACGCGCAGAACAAGCUCGCGGAGUUCUUCGGCGACGACCCGUCGCCGGACACGCCCGAGGAGGUGACGAUCAUGCUCGAGUCCGCGCGCCAGUGCGAGAUGGCCGAGGCGCGCAUGGCGCAGAUCGCGCCGUCGCUCAUCCAGCUCGUGAAGACGAAGAUCAUCUCCCACAACAUCAUGGACAUGCAGCACGAGCUCGUGUUCAAGCUGAUCAAGCAGGGCAUCCUCACGGAGGCGGACGCGGAGGAGAUCCUCCACGAGCUCGACGCGGACACGAAGGCCGUCUCCGCCGCGCGCAAGGAGAAGGCGCGGGCCGUCGCGUCGCUGCACGUCGACGCGGAGCUCGGCAACCUCGACGAGAAGAACCUCUCCGCGGACAAUUUGGCGCUGCUCUCCGAGAUGGAGAUGUCGAAGACGGACUCGCGCGCGUCCAUCAAGAAGCAGGCCUCCAUACGGCGCGUCACCUCCAAGAGCUCCUUCCAGCCGCUGGCGUCCUCCGACUCGCACCAGGACCUCGCGGGCUUCGACGACGGCCCGCUCAUGAUCGAGGUCGACGACGGCGCCGCCGCGCCGCCGCGCAUGGUCCUCGGCGACCCGCCGACGCUCGAGUCCGUCGACGACGCGCCGCCGCCGGCGACGCCGGCGACGCCCCUCGCGGCGGCCAUGAGCCCCCCCAUGGUCAAGUCGCCCGACGACGACAUCCACCACUCCGACUUCGACGACCACGGCCACGACUUCGAGACGGCCGUCGUCGGCUAG